AUGGCAGCUGCAGUGGGGGGGAGAGGUUUCCUUGUGCAGCCAUGCUCUUUAUCCUUUGUUUCUAAUAAGAACGUACUGAAGCACUCAUUUGGUGCAGCAAACACUUGCUGGCAUGUCAAACCAGCAAAACCUCAAGGUUUUGCCCGACACGUGGCCCAUGCCCAGCUGCGCCCUACAUGGCUCCCUGGGCUCGACCCCCCACCCUACCUUGAUGGAAGCUUCACCCUCUGUCUCUCUCUGGAGGGGAAUUUCGUCUUUUCAAUUAGCUUGGCUGGGGAUUUUGGGUUUGACCCCCUUGGGCUUGGGGAGGACCCGGAAAGCUUGAGGUGGUAUGUGCAGGCAGAGCUGGUUCAUGCUCGCUUUGCAAUGCUUGGAGUUGCAGGAAUUCUUCUAACAGAUUUACUGCGUGUAACAGGGCUUCUCAGUAUACCAGUUUGGUACAAAGCAGGUGCAGUAAAAUUUGGCUUUGCCAAUACAGAGACUCUGUUCCUUGUCCAACUAAUCUUGAUGGGAUUUGUUGAAACUAAAAGAUACAUGGAUUUCAAAAGUCCAGGAUCUCAAGCCCAAGACGGUUCCUUCUUCGGAUUGGAAGCUGCACUAGAAGGUUUAGAACCUGGAUAUCCUGGUGGGCCUUUGUUAAAUCCUCUUGGUCUGGCAAAAGAUAUCAAGAAUGCUCAUGAAUGGAAGCUUAAAGAGAUUAAGAAUGGGCGCCUUGCAAUGGUAGCCAUGCUUGGCAUCUUUGUGCAAGCUUCUAUUACUCAUGUAGGACCAAUUGAUAAUCUUGUGGAUCACCUAUCCAACCCAUGGCACAGAACCAUUAAUACAAUGAGGAAAGGAGCUAAAAGGAAGGUCAGCCAGAGAGAAGACAACAAGGAAAACUCGACCAAGCCAGACAACCACAAAGAACAUCCCAGCAAGGCCAGCACUCGAUCAAAGCGGGUCAAGGCCUCCCACCCUGAAUCCGAGCCAGAGUACUUGGAGGAGCCCCGCAACUUGGAAGAUCUCUGGAAGGCUGCUUUUCCUGUUGGGACAGAAUGGGAUCAAUUGGACGCGGUGUACCGGUUCAAGUGGGAUUUCUCAAAUCUGGAACAAGCAUUUGAAGAGGGGGGCAAGCUGUAUGGGAUUGGGAACAACAAAGUCUAUCUCUUUGGUGGUACGGAGCCUCAACAAGUUCCUUUCAAGGGUAAAUUGGAAAUUGUUUACAUACCUAUUGUGGUGGCUGUUGUAUCUCCUUGCCCACCUUCUGAUAAAAUUGGGAUCAAGUCAGUUCAGAGAGAGACUGAAGAAAUAGUUCCAAUGAAAGAGAUGAAGAUGGACUGGGUUCCAUAUAUUCCUCUGGACAAGAGAGACCGCCAAGUUGUGGAAUAUGGGCGAAAAUCUCCUCAAAUAUUUGUGUUGGGAUGCACUCAGAGAAGGGCUGCUUUGAAGCACAUGAAGAUAGACCGUCUAAAGAAAUUUGAUUACUGCUUGCCAUAUUUGAUGCCGAUCAAGGAAGAGGAGCUUGAGCUGAGCACUGAGGUGGACAUACUUUUCCCAGCAGAGCCAAAUCCACCGGUUUACUGCGUAUUUGAUUGGCAGUUUGAUGAAGUUGAGGAGUUUGCUGAUGAUCGGAUAAAAGAAGAGGAACUAUCGGCUGAUCAAAAGGAUGCCUUCAUGGAGUUUGUCAAGGAGAAAGUACGCCAGCAAAAGAGAGAGAAUCGAGAGAAAAAGGAAGCCCGCAGGCAAGCCUUUGAGAAAAUGAGUGUGGAAGCUAAAGCAGCAUUCGAAAAUUUGAAGUAUUAUAAGUUCUAUCCGGUGCAAACAGCGGAUACUCCUGACAUAUCAGCUGUUAAGGCUUCAUACAUCAAUAGGUACUACAACAAGGCUCAUGAGAUCCUUGUUUGGCCUGUGCCUCCUACUGUUGCUGCACCGUGGGAUAAAAUCAACGGUUGUGAUCUAAUAUGUGAGCAAGACUUGAAGAUAGACCGUGUCAUGAAAUUUCAGUACUCGUUGCCUUACUUAAGGCAGAUUGUGGAAGAUGAGGAGGAGCAGAGCACUGAGGUUGAUACACUUUUUCCACAAGACCCAAAUCCGCCGAUUCUCUAUGGGUUUGAUGAAGUUAAGGAGGUGGCCGGUAAGCUGAUAGAAAAUGAGGAAUUGUAUAAAGAUCUAAAGGAUGUCUUCAUGGAGUUUGUGAGGGAGAAAGUGCGAGAAAAGAGGAGACAUAACCGAGAGAGAAACGAAGCCCGGAGAAGAAUAAUGGAAGAAAAUGAGCCAGCAAGAGAUGAAGAUAUGAGGAUUUACAACUUCUACCCCAUACAAACACCACAAACCCCUCCCAUAACUCUCAGGACUCGAUACAUUAACAUAUAUUACAGAAGUGCUCAUGAGGUUCUCUGA
This is a messenger RNA of Prunus armeniaca (apricot), 2379 nucleotides long. NCBI's taxonomy places the organism in Eukaryota, Viridiplantae, Streptophyta, Magnoliopsida, Rosales, Rosaceae. The record is from the annotation of a GenBank genome assembly.